Molecule: messenger RNA, 3329 nt
Organism: Physella acuta
Lineage: Eukaryota; Metazoa; Mollusca; Gastropoda; Physidae
Product: FMRFamide receptor-like
Biological process (GO): G protein-coupled receptor signaling pathway
Cellular component (GO): membrane
Molecular function (GO): G protein-coupled receptor activity
Source: RefSeq, a predicted model, not a curated record
GUCCUCAUUCGUCACGACUUAAAACAGCCUAACGCAAGAUUAUGUGGGCUAUGCAUUAUGUACCUCGGGAGGAUUGUGAUACAUUCUUAGGAUAUAACCAAAGAUGGGUGAAAACAGAAUCAACGAUUUAAAGUUAUUACAAGAAAAAGCACCAUGGAUCCAUUCAGGAUUCAGCAAGCUGACAAAUAGAUUGGAAACUAAAUAAGGUAUUGAUUGGCCGCGUCGCUGUUUAUGAAAAUAAGGUGACGUCAUCAAGUAAACAAAUUAUGGACAGAUCAAUUGGUUAAUUCCUUCAGCCUUUUGCCAGCUCUGCCUUCACUCUCGCCCAACUUAGCGAUAAAUAAUGUGACGGCGUCAAGCAAAUAGUUUAAAAGUUAUUUGUGUAGACCAAUCAUUCGAAAACAGGAAAAUAUAAAAUCAAUAUUUUCAUCAUGGAUGUAUCAUUUCUGAUGGUUUGAACAUUCCCAGAUCGUGAUUGGAAUUUGUGACAUCUAAAUGGAUUUUAAAAAAUAACUAUUAUUUCCAAGUCUUCGGUGAAUUCCUAAACGUGCCAGCGAUGGGGAAGAAUACGAGCACCGGGUUCUUUUACCCCGAGAGUACCCUCGAGGUGUACGCGGCGCCGAGCAACAUCUCCAUGAGUACCCCGUACUCAGCCCUCACCAACAUGACUCUCUCUGCUAACGAGUCUUUGAGCCCGGCCUGCAACAGCUCAGGCGAGAACAGCCUUAGUGCCAUCAACUUCUACUUAACUGGCAUCGGGGCGCUGGUGCUGGUUAUACUGGGGGCGGUAGGGAACACUCUGGCCAUGAUCGUGCUGACACGGCGGACCAUGCGAACCUCUACCAACGUGUUCCUCACGGCUCUCGCCAUCUGGGAUACUGUGGUCCUCGCUGUGGUCUUACCUUUGAUGAGCCUGCCAGUUCUUUCGGAGCAGUUUAAUAAACAUGUCACACCGUACAUCGUCGUGUCUGUUUAUCCAAUAGGAUUAGCCGCGCAGACCGCUACGGUGUGGCUUACUGUGUCUUUUACUGUGGAGCGAUACAUUGCAGUGUGCCAUCCGCUGCGGGCUGCAAGUAUGUGUACGAUACCACGCGCAAGGAUGGUCGUUUUAGUCAUAUCCAUCGUAUCGAUACUCUACAAUGUACCUCGCUGGUUCGAGUACACAAGCCUGGAGCUAACAGAUCAAUAUAAUCAGAUAUGCUUGGCAAUAAUCAAAACCCAAUUAGGCAGUGAACCCAUUUACCACAAAUUAUACUUUGGUUGGCUUUAUUUUUUAGUGAUGUGUUUUAUACCCCUAUGUUCCUUGGCUAUUUUAAAUGCAUUCCUUAUAGUGGCCGUAAGACGAUCAAAGAAACAGAGGCGGGACAUGAAUGUGCGACAAUCCCGCGAGAACAACGUUACAAUCAUGCUCGUUUCCGUCGUUAUCGUUUUCAUCAUCUGCCAAGUCCCCGCCCUUAUAUACAACAUGGCUUACGCUAUCGACACUGCUAAAGUUGAGAGCUCGGCAGGGUGGAUAGUUCUCAGCUCGUUCAGAAACUUCCUCGUCAUGCUCAACAGCGCCGUGAAUUUCAUCCUGUACUGCGCGCUGGGUCAGAAGUUUCGCCGCACAUUCGUCAGAACAUUGUGCCCGUGCCUGGUCAGGCGUAUGCCCGGGAGGUUCCAGUCUUUCAGCUUUCAUCACAACAUUGACAGCCACCACGCCAAGACGGCGCACAACGGCAACGUGUACGCUAAAGUCGGGUACCAGCAGUGCCGGACGGAUGUUCAGAGUGAGCAUGAAGUAGGGUUGGACAUGGCCGUUCUCAAGGCGGCCUACUCGCCCAGAGAAUCCACAGACUCCAACGGGUCUGCAGAAGUCAAUGACGUAUUCGUGCCUAACAAUUCCCAGCGCAGUCACCUCAAGCUUCUGUCUCCCAUUUCUAAAGGAGGCCGAGCAAGCUGAGAGUGUGUUGGUGUUUAGUAUGUUUAUUUUGUUCAUAUGGAGGCUGGGGUGUGUUGGUGUUGAGUGUGUUUAUUUUAUUUUUUUCAUAUGGAGGCUGAGAAUAUGCUGGUGUUUAGUAUGUUUAUGUUAUUUUGUUCAUAUUGAGGAUGUUGUUAUGUCCACGUUAUUUUGUUUAAAUAGGGGCUGGGGUGUGUUGGUGUUAAGUAUAUCAAUGUUAUUUUGUUCAUAUGGAGACUGGGAAUAUGCUGGUUUUUAGUACGUUUAUUUUAUUUUGUUCAUAAGGAGGCUGGGGUGUGUUGGUGUUAAGCACAUUCAUGUUCUUUUGUUCAAGUGGAAGAGAAGAGCGUGUUGUCGAUAGGUCCACGUUAUUUAGUUCACAUUUAGGCGGAGUGUUUAUAUGUCAAAAAUGUUCAUGUUACUCAGGUUAAAGGAAGGCUGAAAGUUUGUUGGUAAUUAGAAUGUUCAUGUUAUUUAGUUCACAGAGCGAAAAAAAAACGAGUUGAGAGAAUGUUGGUGAUACAAUGCCCAUGCUAUUUUGUUCAAAUGAAGACUGAGGUGUGUUCGUGUUUUGUGUUAUUUUGUUCAAAUGGAGGCCGACAGUGUCUUAGUAUUUAAACGGUGGAUGAACGGGAGUGUUUUUUGUCGUUCUACUUUAUAUGUUCAAAAGGAGGCUAGGACUGUGUAUUGCUUUAGCGUGCUGUUUAAAAUGUUCUUGUUAUUUAGUCUGAAGGUCUUGAUGUUUCUCUGUUAUUGUUACUGAGCAUCCCACAAUAUUUUUAAAUAUACUCUAUUUUUAACAGAAGUUGAUCAAUUUACCAAAGCGGUAUAAAAGAAAAAAAAAUAUUAAUAAUAUGUCAUGUUUUUUUAAAUUUGUUUUUAAAUGCCUAUACUUAUUGUGUUAAUUGAUGAGUUAAUAAUGUCUAGUAAAGAAGUUCAGUUUAGAAAGAGUUAAGUCAAUAAUUGUGUUUGUAUGUAGUAUCGAGAAUGACAUGCUUGUAGAUAGCAGUAAUACAAUUUCAUUUACUCAUAACAGAAAAUAAAAGACAAGUAUUAAAGGUUGAGCAUCCAGAACUGCUCUUUGCCAGUUUUAUGCUUAAUGUCCAAAAUGUAGAUAGGAAAUAGUGUAUAAAAUACAAUACAUUGACAUAAUGACUAUUUUUUAAAUAGUAAUUUGGAUAAGUCUUGAAAUUGUGUGAACUAUAUUACAGAAAGUGACAUUUACUUUUACUAGGAACAAAAAUAUAAUUGACAAUUCUGUAACCGUUAUGGAAUCAAUUGUGUACUUUAAAUAGCUCUCUUCUAAAAUUGUUUAAAAAUAAAGCGAAAAACUGUAUAUAUGGACAACAAUGAUGUGUUUGUGUAUGUCUACACUGGUUAAAAUGAUAAA